Molecule: messenger RNA, 552 nt
Organism: Pseudophryne corroboree (corroboree frog)
Lineage: Eukaryota; Metazoa; Chordata; Amphibia; Anura; Myobatrachidae
Gene: UTP6
Product: UTP6 small subunit processome component
Exons: 5
Coding region: 35-493 (152 amino acids)
Biological process (GO): maturation of SSU-rRNA from tricistronic rRNA transcript (SSU-rRNA, 5.8S rRNA, LSU-rRNA)
Cellular component (GO): Pwp2p-containing subcomplex of 90S preribosome; small-subunit processome
Molecular function (GO): snoRNA binding; protein binding
Source: RefSeq, a predicted model, not a curated record
CUGUCUGCAGGACAGUUUGCCAUUGUGGACCCUAAUGGUGGAGUGGAGCGAGAAGGAGAGGAGCCCGGAGAGCACCGAGUCUCUCUACCAGAAACUGGUUCUGAAUCUCACGGUCAACAAAAUCAUGAAGGUCCGAUACCUGGAUUGGACGUACAGGUGCCAGGGCUACAAGCGUGCCAGGAAAGUGUUUAGCAGUUUACUUCAGAAUCGUCCCUUUUCUGAGGAUUUCUUCCAGAAGAUGAUAGAAAUCGAGAAAGCUCAGGAGCAGAGCAAGAUGGACAAUCUCCGAGAGUAUUACGAGCGCGCACUGCGGGAGUUUGGGGCUACGAACCAUGAUCUCUGGCUGUGUUACAUCAAGGAAGAGCUCAGCCAUGCAGAGGGAAAGCCGGAGAACUGUGGCGCCAUCCACUGGCGAGCCAUGAAAAUGCUGCAGGGGGAAGAUGUGGAACAUUUUGUGAACAAAUAUACAUUACUGCAGACGGGGCACCUAUAGUGACGCUUUACCAUGUUGUUCUGUACAGUUGUUAUACUCAAUAAAUGUUAUUUCCAUGA